GGUUGCUAUGAGACCCGCUCAGAGCACAGGACCAACAGCCAGCCGGGCGCUGAUGGUUCUUACCUCGCACUAAACCUUUCUUUUGACCCAGUUUUAGAGUUGCUCAACCUCUGAGCAAGCCCCUGCCACGGGCGGCUCGCUCCGUCUCUAUUGUCCUCGGGCCCCUCCGGUGAGAUGGAGGUGGGAAGCGAAGCCAGCUGCUCCCCCAGCGGCGCCUCAGCGGCAGGCGGGUCCAGGGAGUACAAGGUGGUAAUGCUGGGAGCAGGGGGAGUUGGUAAAAGCGCAAUGACAAUGCAGUUUAUUAGUCAUCAGUUCCCUGAUUACCAUGACCCCACUAUUGAAGAUGCUUAUAAGACCCAGGUUAGGAUCGACAAUGAGCCAGCUUAUUUGGACAUCUUGGACACUGCUGGUCAGGCCGAGUUCACGGCCAUGAGGGAGCAGUACAUGCGAGGCGGGGAGGGAUUCAUCGUGUGCUACUCCGUCACCGACCGCCAAUCAUUUCAGGAGGCUGCCAAGUUUAAAGAGCUCAUUUUUCAGGUCCGUCACACCUAUGAAAUUCCCCUGGUUCUGGUGGGUAACAAAAUUGACCUGGACCAGUUCCGCCAGGUCUCUACAGAAGAAGGCUUGGGUCUGGCCCGAGAAUAUAACUGUGCUUUCUUUGAGACCUCUGCGGCCCUCAGAUUCUGCAUUGAUGAUGCCUUUCAUGGUUUAGUGAGGGAAAUCCGCAAGAAGGAGUCUGUGCCAUCCUUGACGGAAAAGAAAUUGAAGAGGAAAGACAGCCUGUGGAAGAAGUUAAAAGGCUCACUGAAGAAGAAGAGAGAAAACACGACGUGCUAGCCUUACAUCUAAGUCCUCACUCCUUACUCUAUCAGUUGGACAACUUCAGAUUUGCAUUCUGCUUCAAUUCUCUCUCUCUCGUGCUCUCAUAUCUGCCUGUAGGUAAAAGCAAGACCUGCGUUAACUGUACCUCUUGAGAUAGUUUUGUUUCGCCCUUAACAGUUGGAUGAGUUUUGUCAAUCAGCUGGAUAUGCUGUUUAGUUUUUAUAAUAUAUGACUAAAUAAAAUUGACAUUCCAAUCGACUCA
Molecule: messenger RNA, 1084 nt
Organism: Miniopterus natalensis
Lineage: Eukaryota; Metazoa; Chordata; Mammalia; Chiroptera; Miniopteridae
Gene: RIT2
Product: Ras like without CAAX 2
Biological process (GO): signal transduction
Cellular component (GO): membrane
Molecular function (GO): GTP binding; GTPase activity
Source: RefSeq, a predicted model, not a curated record